This is a messenger RNA of Aricia agestis (brown argus), 766 nucleotides long. RefSeq lists its product as uncharacterized. Gene Ontology annotation, molecular function: dynein intermediate chain binding. The record is from RefSeq and is a predicted model, not a curated record. Gene Ontology annotation, biological process: microtubule-based movement. Gene Ontology annotation, cellular component: centrosome; cytoplasmic dynein complex; cytoplasm. The transcript is spliced from 7 exons. Lineage: Eukaryota; Metazoa; Arthropoda; Insecta; Lepidoptera; Lycaenidae. Bases 318 to 704 code for a protein of 128 amino acids.
AGUUCUGUAUUUGGAAAACGAUGCUCUCAAAAUGGCGACAACCCCGGAAGCCAUGACGCAAGCGCUGCAGAACAAGCUACCGCUGCUGACUGCCGCCGUCCGCAGAGCCGUCGCCGAAAUUGAUGUGUUGGAUGACGUCAUCGCAGUCCGCAUACAGUCACGUUCUUUCGAGAUAGCCGCGGUCGUGCGCCGCCAGUUCACCGCCUGCGUCGUACACAAACUGACCAAAAAGAGUCGCGAGCAUUACCACGAGACUGUCUAGUCAGCAUCCUUGCCAGAUAACUAUAUAAAAUACUCGUACUUAUAAAUUAGUCGCUAUGAAGAUAAUGUCCAACUUACUAAAAGAUGUCAACGACGAGUGGCUCGUUCAAACAAUUUCAACGCUAAAUGAAGCCAAUCCGAUCGUAGACAGAAUAUUAGAGGACGAAUCCGUGCAAGGGGUGGUGAUGACUAACAAAGAAGGUAACCCAAUCUUCACGAAUAUAAACCUACAGCACGCGAACACGUACGGAAAAGCAAUACAGCAGCUGGGCCUGAUGACCAAAUACAGCGUCACUGAAAUUGAUCCAUUCGACGAAGUCCUUGUUGUAAGAUUGCAAACGAAGAAGCUAGAAGUAUUAGCUGUUCCACACAAGGAAUUUAACAUAGCAGUCAUACAAAACAAUAGCUCUAUUGAGAGAAAUAAAAUAAUACUUAAUAUUUAGUUUGAAAGUGUUUUUAAGGAUUUUAUACUUACACUUUAAAUAAAAUAUUACUUUUACAACUA